Molecule: messenger RNA, 4762 nt
Organism: Dicrocoelium dendriticum
Lineage: Eukaryota; Metazoa; Platyhelminthes; Trematoda; Plagiorchiida; Dicrocoeliidae
Source: the annotation of a GenBank genome assembly
AACACACGGUCGCCAUUUCCAUUCUUAGUACCCCUUGGAUAUGCCUCGCGGUUCAGGUCGUUCCGGUGGUCGUUCUGGCGGUCGUUCACGAUCCCCAAUUAGACGGUGGGGAAACUCUGGCGCCGGUGGUAAACGUGGGAAGUUUGAUUUGGGCAAAGAUGUUCAAGCACUCAAGUGGAAUCUUGCUGAACUGCCCAAGUUUGAGAAGUGCUUUUAUAUCGAGCACCCUAUGUCCGCUGCUCGCUCUGAAGCAGAAAUAAAUGCCUUUAGAAUGGAGCAUAAAAUGAGUAUUUCUGGUUCCAAUAUCCCGCGUCCCGUGUUUUCGUUUGCCGAGCUGAACCUUCCCGAUCAAAUUAUUAGGGUGGUCGCAAGGAAUGGCUGGCUAAAUCCUACUCCUAUUCAAGCCCAGGGUUUACCGAUGGGCUUGUCUGGCCGCGAUGUUGUCGGAAUUGCCCAAACAGGCUCUGGUAAGACGGCGUCAUUUAUUAUACCGGCAAUGGUACACAUUGGAGCUCAGCCACGCAUUUCGAGGGGUGACGGGCCUAUCUGUCUGGUCCUCGUUCCUACUAGAGAGUUAGCUCAGCAGGUUUUGUCAGUCGCGCAGGAGUUCGCUUCUUCUGCUGGCAUGCGCACGAUGUGCUUUUACGGGGGCUCCUCUCGUGGUCCCCAAAUGCGCGAUUUACAGCGUGGUGCGGAGAUUUGUAUCGCUACACCUGGGCGCUUGAUUGAUUUCGUCAGAAGCGAAAAAAAACUUUUAUCUAGAGUUACCUAUUUGGUCUUGGACGAGGCAGAUCGGAUGUUGGACAUGGGAUUUGAGCCUCAGAUCAGGACUAUAAUCUCUCAAAUACGUCCCGAUCGUCAAACCCUCAUGUGGUCGGCCACCUGGCCUCGAGAAGUGCAGACAUUAGCCCGGGAUUUUCUGACCGAUUAUAUUCAGGUGAACAUCGGCUCUGUGUCUCUACAUGCCAACCCCAACAUUACGCAAAUCGUAGAAGUUGUCGAUGAGUGGAAUAAAGAGCGACGCUUGGUAGAACUCCUAACUCUAUUCGGACAUGCGCGCUGCCUUGUCUUCGCUGAGACGAAGCGCAAAACCGAUCAAAUAACUUACACUUUACGGCGACAGGGGUUUGCUGUCGGUGCUAUGCAUGGAGACAAACAACAACGAGACAGAGAGGCAACUCUUGCAAGUUUCCGGGACGGGCGAAUAUGCGUGUUGGUAGCUACUGACGUCGCCUCGCGUGGUCUUGAUAUCGAUGAUAUUCAAUACGUCAUCAACUUCGACUUUCCGAACCAAACUGAAGAUUACAUUCAUCGUAUCGGCAGAACUGCUCGAAGUGACAAAAAAGGGACUGCUUUCACUUUUUUCACUUCUAAAAACGUCAAGCAAGCACGAGAUUUGAUUGAUAUACUGGAAGAAGCCAAUCAAGAAGUAAACCCUGAACUAUACCAGAUGUCCGGAAUUUCUGCAACUUCAAGGAAAUCUAGCUUCAGGGCGAAAAAUCAACCACCAUUUGGCCCAAAGCCGCCUGCUGGCCGUUUCGGGAAUCCUGUGGGCACGAGUUUCCACAGUGACGUCUCAAGAUUCUCAAGCCAAAAUAUGAGGGCCCCUAGUUUCACUGGGGGUUCGUCUGGGUACCAGAACGGAUCUGCAUUACCUAAUGUGAACUCAUCCGCUCCUGAUCUGCAUAGCAUGGGUAGUAAUUACCCAUCAAGGCCCAAUCCUGGGGUUCUCGGCGAUUCCGUUUUCGCCGGGGUUCGUGAAGCAACGUCCGGCCCACUAGCGUCUAAUGCGCCUUUUUCUAAUUUUGGAUCUAACCAACUCCCAAGUGACAACCGAACUAAUGAAGGUAAAUUUGGCCCGGCAAGCGCCAGCGCGUAUAAGCCUGUGCCCCCCUUGAGCGCACCAGCACCAGGUGCGAAUAGGUGGGACAGACGCGCGCCUGAUAAUGCCACUACUGCAAUGCCACCCGUUGCGAAUGAUCCUGUGCAACCUACGAUCGUCAGUGGAAACAACCCCAGCUGGGCUGGAAAUCAAUGGGGCGAUAACAGAGCGCCCAGUGGAACUCAGCCUUCGUGGAAUGCAAACCCCACUUCCCCUUUCACGGGGGCUAAUGUGAACAGACGUCCAGCUCUCGAAGCACCAGGUCACAAUUUCACCGCAGAUAAUGGCGGUAUGCGCUCUCGAGGUUCAUCUGGGAAUCUCAAAGUUAAUUCUGUGUCUCAGAACUCAGCGUUUCCUCAAUCAUGGCCUAACUUCGGCCAACAAUCUUUUUCUCAAAACCCUGUACCAGCUCCUGGUCCAGCUAACGCUCCAAAUUGGGGUCCUGGCUGGACUCAGCCAUAUUUUGGAAACUUUUAAACACGUCUACCUGUGGUAUUUUAUUUCCAACAUGACGUUUCUCCUAUCUAGCAACUUCAGGUUGCCCGUUCAUUGCAGUUGCUAAAAGUGCUCCCACCGUUUUCGUUCAGUUCAUCUUUCCUGUUGUACUGGGUUACGUCUACUUCAGCCAAUUACUUGACUGUUAAAUGACGGAUGUGUAUCACAAAUUUUUCGAAUAGGACUAACGCUUUUUCCCCAUUAGCUUUGGGCUGGUUUUCGGAUUAUGGUAGAUCACCUCGUCAAUCUCCUGAAUGGCCUCAUUGUCGUGCUUUUGCACAGUUUUGUCGUGAUACUAUUCGCUUUCAUCUUCCCUGGAUUUAAAUUCCUCGUGAUAAUGUGCCGUUUGGUACAUCUCAUUUUCUCCUUGGCAAUCUUCAGUUCCCUGGGGAUUGCCCGUUUCUUUAUUCGCCGAGCUGUACGGUCAUUGUCUAUCAAGGGAGCCCAUCGAUUUGACAUUUUUCAAGUGACGUAAGAAAUCCGGUGCUUUAUUCAUCACAAUAACUCUAAGGAAACGGCAAUUUUUAGAGGUCUUUUCCUCCUUGCUUCUUGGCUGCCUCUUGCGCGUCGUUUUUUUUCGCGCUUGCACGUUCCUUCGUCUGGUUGUGCAGAGUUCAAAAUCGUCUUCCACUAAAUCCUAUCGAUGCGUUUUAUUCGUUCCAUGGUAAAUAGUGGACACUGAUUUCAUCGCCCGUUCACACCCACGUUCCGCUUGGUUCUCAAUCACUAACUAGGUAAUGCCGAUUGCCGCCGUCAUGCCGUUAAAAUUUACUAGAGUAACCCUACUCAGUUCAUGUUUAACAUUUGGUUAUCUCCAGUCCAAGAACCUGUGUAAGGCUACAUUUGGAGCCCAAGCUUUAUUGGUUUCAGGUCGACCACCUCGCCAACUAAGUAAUUCUGAUCAUAAUGUGAAUAUGCUCACAUCUACCUGAUGUAAUCGGAUGACGUGCGCCGAAUAUCUGAUCUAUCCUUCAGACGCGUUUGCGAUCAAUCUUAAUCGCUCCCUGCAAUGUGUGCGGUGCGUGGACCGCAGUUUCGCCUAGAUUGUUUGAUCGCCACUUCCGCGGCCGAAAGUUCCCUGUAAACACAUUCUCUCGUUGUUGCUUCAGUCUUCGAUUUCGUAAUUCUAUAGCAAUUUUUAAAAAAUUUGUUGCUACGUGGGUCGGAAGGAUACUGUGAUGUAACCCAAAAGUCACUGGUUCCGAUUUACGUAGAUGCGGAUAACCUGGUAUCUUGCUUACGCGCGACUGGUAGUGGUCGCGUGUCAACGAGGAGUCGAUAUUGGCGCAUUAGCUUACUGCUGAUGCCUUUUUGACUGCGCAGCAUUUGCUGUCCUUCUUGCGAGUUCAUCUUUUUUAUUUUCUGCGCAUGGACGUGGGUUGGUGCGUUAGCAUCUCUUUCACAGUAGCAGUUUACGCGAGUACAAGCAGUCGCUCCACUCCAUCCAAACUGCUUCAGCGAUGUUAAGAGAUAUACCGUUUAUUCUUACGUAGCCUCACACUAUACGUGUAAAUUCCACAGCUUGUUGUUUCCUACUGCUCUUGAUGACUCAUGGGGAAUACUCGGCGCUACCGUCCAAAAAAUUUACUCCAGUUGGGGUUUCCUUUUCCCUUCAUAUGGAUGGUAUCAUUGGCAAUGUUUGUCUUACAAUUUCGUCCCUUUUUAGUGACCUCUUGCGCUCGAGCGCCCGUUUGUGCACCGCGUUAUCAUAGUCUUGGUUAUUGGCUGGUACCUCUACCGAAUCAGCCAGUUGGACGAUUUCAGCUCUACUUUUCAGCCCUGUAACCCCCAACCGGGUCGCAGUUUGACUCGUAUUUUUACUCGCUGUUCUCCAAUGGCGUUCCAUUGCGAUUGCGUCUGUUGUCUUAUGAGCCUCGAGACGGAGCGUUUUUAUACCCUUGCAACCUCUAAUGCAUGCUUUGGAAUUCUCCGUUCUGUUAAGCAUCUUGACUACACAGCCACGAUUUGCGUCCGCUGUCCUCUAAGAAUUGAGCACUCACGACGUUCAUAUUUAGCCGUUUUCUGAAUCUCCUAGCGAUCGUACGUCGCACAUUUGAUCGAAGGACGCCCGUCUGUUCACCAGCAUUAACAUCGGCAUGCUCAUCCAACUAUGUGUGCCGUUAAAGGAUUUCUUUGCUCUUACGCUUGUUCCUGCCGAUUCAAGCUGCGACUGUAGUUUUAACUACAUCUGUUCAAGACAGAAGGUUGACGGCUACCGCUGCCCAUGCGGUUGUUCCAGCUUUUGCCGAUCACGCUGCUGUUUCGCCACGCACACCCAAUACGGGAAUGUUUUUUCAUCUCUAGCGCAGUCGAGAAUGUGAAUACGAAUUACUUGUUAGAUACCUUGUUUUCCAUAUUCGUUUUAAAAAAUUAUUCUUGGUCCAC